Messenger RNA from Psammomys obesus (fat sand rat), 7197 nucleotides. It is a transcript of the gene Scart1, whose product is annotated as scavenger receptor family member expressed on T cells 1. The record is from RefSeq and is a predicted model, not a curated record. Gene Ontology annotation, cellular component: membrane. NCBI's taxonomy places the organism in Eukaryota, Metazoa, Chordata, Mammalia, Rodentia, Muridae.
AUGAGGACAACUCUCUGGACUCUGAGUUUGGGGCCUUGUCUCAUGCUCCAGGCAGCUCUUAGUGGCAUGACCUCUGAAGGUGGCCAAGAUGAUCUGAGGCUGGCACACAGACACAGCCCGUGUGAGGGAGUGGUGCUGGUCCGACACCAAGGGGAAUGGGGUCACCUGUGCAACCAGGAAUGGACUCUGGCAGAGGCCUCUGUGGUGUGUAGGCAGCUGGGCUGCGGUCCUGUGGGUGCCCCUAAGUAUGUACCUCUGCCUGGAGAGAUGUCCCAGCCUUGGCUGCACAAUGUAUCAUGGGGCAAUGAGUCCUCUCUCUGGGAGUGCAGCCUCGGGGCCUGGAGUUGGAGCAUUUGCCCCCAUGAGUGGGUGGUGGUGGCUCUCUGCGCAAAUGGGACCUUCCGGGAGAUCAGGCAGGUGAAUGGCCACAGUCCCUGUGCGGGACUUCCCGAGAUCAGGAAUUCAAAUAGGGUGGACCGCCUCUGCGGCCUGCACGUGGAGGAGGCCGCGGUGCUCUGCCGAGAGCUGGAGUGUGGCCGUGUGCUCCAGGCUCCCCGUCAAGAUUCGGGUGUCAGUAAGCACAUGACCUGCCAGGGCACUGGGCCCACCAUCUGCAACAGCAAACUGCGCAGCGGCUGCAGCCUCCUGCCGGAUGCAGAGGUGGUCUGCUCAGGACACGUGCAGGCCUGGCUAGCGGGUGGCGAGCAUCCCUGUGCUGGACGACUGGAGGUUCUUCGGGGACUGACCUGGGGUACCAUCUGCCAUGCUGAUCUGGACUUGCCCACAGCCCACGUGGUGUGUCAGGAGCUAGGGUGUGGUAUGGCUGUGUCUACACUCAGGGGCGCUCAGUUUGGCCAGAGCUCAGGGCCUGUGUGGCUAGAAGCCUUCUGCUGUGUGGGCGAUGAAUCCCUGCUGUUCCACUGCCCUCGGGAGCCUGGUCACCACUGUGGCCACAACCAGGCCGCUGCAAUCACCUGCUCAGAGUUCCGGCUGGUCAAUGGCAGCAGUGACUGUGAAGGCCGCGUGGAACUCCAAGUGCAAGGGGCCUGGGCACCCCUCUGUGCUGCCAACUGGGACCUAGCAGAUGCAAUGGUUCUCUGUCACCAACUGAACUGUGGCAAUGUAUCCAUACCUCCGGGCGGACAUUUUGGAGGUGGGGAUGCCCCCAUCUGGCCAGAUGUAUUUCAUUGUGUGGGGACAGAGCCUCAUUUGUUGCACUGUGCAGCAAGCACUGGGGCCCACCCUUGUGACCUGGGAAAUUCAGCUUCAAGCGUCUGUUCAGGUCUUCAAAAUAUCGUGCGACUAAGAGACGGACAGAGCUAUUGCGAUGGCCGUUUGGAGGUUUCCCUUGUAUUGGAUGAUGCUUGGGACCUUCGUGGUGCCAGCGUGGUGUGCAGGCAGCUAGGGUGUGGAGAGGCACAGCGAGCCUAUGAUGCUCCAGCCCCUGCUCCUUGGGCAGCCCCUGUGGGGCUGAGCCGGGUACGCUGCCUGGGCUCUGAGACUUGCCUGCUGCAGAGCAACGUGUCCACGUCCCGGCUGGUGCCUGCUGGGACCUUGCGUGACGCAGGUGUGGUGUGCUCCGGGAGCCUGAGCGUGAGGCUGGCUGCGGGCCCAGGCCGAUGUGCCGGGCGUGUGGAGGUGUUCUAUCAGGGCUCUUGGGGCACUGUGUGUGAUGACGCGUGGGACCUUCGGGACGCACAAGUGGUCUGCAGGCCGCUGGACUGUGGCCAUGCCCUCAGUGCUCCAGGGGGUGCCCACUUUGGGGCUGGGACUGGACGCAUCUGGACCGAUGAGCUGGACUGCCUGGGAAAUGAAUCUUAGCUGCGGGAGUGCCAGCCAGGAAGCUGGGGCCAACACGACUGCAGGCACAAGGAGGAUGCAGGAGCGUUCUGCUCAGAGUCUGUGGCUCUGAGGCUGCGAGGUGGCGCCAGUGGCUGUGCUGGAUGGCUGGACGUGCUCUCCAGUGGGUCAUGGGGUGCUGCGUGCAGCGAUGCGCUCAGGGACAUCUCCGUGAACAUCAUCUGCAGACAGCUGGGGUGCGGGGAGCAGGGCUGGCUGGAGAGCAGGCCAUCUCCUGCGCCCGGCUUGGGCAUCUCCUGGGUGGACAAUAUCAAGUGUCGAAAGCUACACACCACCACCCUUUGGCAGUGCCCUUCUGCCCCAUGGAAUGCACACUCCUGUACCCGGGAGGAGGAGGUCUGGAUUAACUAUGAAGGACCACCGCAGAGAGCCCCACAGGAUCCUCUACGGACCUCUAACUGUUCUCCACCCAUGGGCAACACAGUGACCUCUGCACCCUUUCCAGAGGACAGCGUGCUACGUGUGGUUGGGGGUGAGGAUGGCUGUUCCGGGCGUGUGGAGCUCUGGCGUGCAGGCUCGUGGGGUACAGUGUGUGACGACUCCUGGGAUCUGGAGGACGCCGAUGUUGUUUGCCGGCAGCUGGGCUGUGGCUGUGGCCAGGCCUUGGCUGCUCUGGGAGGGGCUGCCUUUGGCCCUGGUUUGGGGCCCGUGUGGCUGGAUGAGGUGGAGUGCCUUGGCAGUGAAGUGACCCUGGAGGCCUGCCAGUCUGAGCUGUGGGCACAUGGAGACUGCACACACAAAGAAGAUGCCGGCGUCCAUUGUGCGGGUGAGACUCCAAGCCUUGCCCUGUCUCCUUACCUGCCCACUCCACCCAUUGCUGAGGUCUGGAACCUAACUGAGAUUGCCUGCUUGGUGCUUGGCUGCCUCUUGGGCACUGUCUUCCUGGUUAUGGCUGCUCGGUGGUGCCACAUCAGAGAUUCUUGCAAGGGUUCUAGAAUGUUGGAUCAUCUACAGUCAGACGGUGUCUAUGAGGACAUUGAAGUUGUUCCUGUGCAGCAAGGAGAGGAGCAGACCACAGCAUCCAGGCUACUGAUGCAGGAAGAGGAUUAUGAAGAUGCUGAAGAGCCUGAUGGGCCUAGUGAACCUUGGCAGAUACAGCCAUACAGGUCUUUCUGUGAGGAGACGCCUUGCUCUCCACGCACCUGGGACUGCUUUGGGCACGAGCUACAGGAAGCCCCACAGUGCUGGCACUCUCUGGGCUCUGGCACUGGUGGGAGACCUGGCAUGGCACUCUCCUCUCUCAGGCUGUGGCCCCUGCUGCUGCUGCUGGUUUACUGGACUCUCCCUCCUGCUUUGGCCGCUGAGGACUUCGUGAAUUUCCUGGGUGGCGAUAAUAAAUGUGAAGGCCAGAUACAGUUGCAGUAUGACGGGCAGUUGGGCCUUGUGUGUGGAGACAGCUUAGGCAUGCAGGAGGCCUUGGUGAUCUGCAGACAGCUGGGUUGUGGCUCUGUGCAUUCCCUUUCCCAGUAUAUUCUGACACCCGAAGAGAUGACGCAACCUUGGCUAUACAGUGCCCAGUGCCAUGGCGAGGAGGCCACCCUCUGGGAGUGUGUCCUAGGGCCUUGGGGGCCCAUCAGCGGCUGCAAAUGCCAGUGUGUGGCUGUGAUUAUCUGCUCAGGUGGUACCACACGACAAAUUGGGCUAGCUGGUGGCGGCAGUCCUUGUGCUGGGAUUCCAGAGGCCACUGGCCUUUCCAGUUUUGCCCUGAGAUGUGACUUGCAUGAGAAGGAGGCUGGCGUUCUGUGCAGAGAGCUGGAAUGUGGCACUGCUUUGCAAUGGUCCAGAGCCCACCCUGGAAUGAACGGGCAUCAGGAAGAGAAGUACAUUAAAUGCCAGGGAACAGAGCCUGACAUUUUUCAUUGCCAGAUCAAUGUGAACUACCUAGAGCAAUGCGACCUUCUGACCUAUACCCAGGUGAUAUGCACAGGAUACAUGGAGGUCUGGCUCGUGGAUGGUGAACCCUGUGAGGGUUUCCAGGAGGCUCUGUGAGGGCUGACCGAGGACACCAUCUGCAGGCUGACCUGGCCUUGCUCACUUGCUCACGUUUGCACAGUUUGCCAGGAGCUGGUGUAUGGUGCGGCUGCAUCCACAUCUGGGGGUUCCCACUUUGUCUAGGGUUCCGUGCCUGUGUAGAAGCGGGCCUUCCACUGUGGCAAUGAAUCACUGAUGCUCCAUUGUUCAUUAGAUCCUGGACACUUCUGUGGCCAUGACCAAGAUGUGUCACUAACUUUUCCAGGGGAAAGGGGUGUAGCACCAGAAGUCAGGCUGGGCAGUGGUGGCAGUCUCUGUGCUGGGACUCCCGAGUUGCUGAGUAAAAACGUCCUGCUCCAGACGUGUGACUUGAUGAAGGAAGAAGCUGGUGUCCUGUGCAGGCAGCUGGAGUGUGGCACCGCUCUGCAGUGGUCCAGAGCCUACCACGAAGUGGACAUUGGGAAUCAGGAAAAGAAAUUUAUUGCAUGCCGGGGAGUGGAGGCUGACAUUUUUCACUGCAAGAUUAAUACGAACUUCCUAGAGCAGUGUGACCCUCUAGCCUACACCCAGGUCGUAUGCACAGAAGGAUUGGUUGGGGAGGGUUCCCUGAAUCUCAUAGAUGGUACAAACCUGUGCGAUGGUCGUCUGCAAACAGAGCACAGCGAGGAGCAAGGCCUUGUGUGUGGUGACCACUGGGGCACGCAGGAAGCUUCGGUGAUCUGCAGACAGCUUGGCUGUAGCCAGGCAUGUUCAAUCUUCCAAUACGUCUUGAGGCCUGAGGAGAUGACGGCACCCUGGCUGCAUGGUACCAAGUGCAGUGGUGAGGAGGCCACCCUCUGGGAGUGUCAUGUGGAGGCCCGGCUGCUAGGUGGCACACACCCCUGUGAAGGACGCCUGGAGGUUCUUCGAGGACUCACCUGGGGCACCAUCUGCCACGAUGACCUGGACCUGUCCAUGGCCCACGUGGUUUGUCGGGAGCUGGGGUGUGGUACUGCUGUAUCCAUACAUGGGAGUUCCCACUUUGGCCAUGGAUCAGGGCUGGUGUGGACAGAGGCCUUUAACUGUGUGGGCAAUGAAUCACUUCUGUUCCAUUGUCUGAGGGUGCCUGGACAUCAGUGUGGCCAUGAUCAAGAUGCUGCACUCACCUGCUCAGGGGAAAGUGAGUAGAGUCCCAGUCUAGAAGGGUCUCUGAUUUGCGGAGGUGGCACUGAUUCCAACUCUCCCUUAGAAUUCCGAUUGGUCAACGGCAGCAGCAGCUGUGAGGGCCGUGUGGAGCUUUGGGUAAAGGAGGCAUGGCAGCCCCUUUGUGCUGCUCACUGGGACUUAGCAGAUGCCACGGUGCUCUGCCACCAGCUCAACUGUGGCUACACGGUGGCCACACCCCCAGGAGGUCACUUUGGAAAUGUAGAAGCUCCCAUCUGGACAGAUGUGUUUCACUGUGUGGGGACAGAGCCCCACUUGCUGAGCUGCCCAGCAAGCACCUUAGGGGCCCAGCCGUGCACCCCAGGAAAUUCAGCCUCGGUUGUCUGCUCAGGUCCCCAAGAUGCCCUGCGGCUGAGGGAUGGGCAGAGCCACUGCGAUGGCCGAGUGGAGGUCUUCCUGAAUGGCAUGUGGGGGCGAGUGUUGGACAAUGCCUGGGACCUGCACGACGCUGCUGUGGUGUGCAGGCAGCUCCGGUGCGGAGAGGCCCAGCGAGCCUACGACGCUCCAGCGCCGGGCCACAAGACCAUCCCUGUGGGGCUGAGCACGGUGCACUGCUUGGGUUCCGAGACCAACCUGACCCAGUGCAACGUGUCAGUGUCUGUGAUGGUGCAUGCGGGGACAUUGCGGGACGCAGGCGUGGUGUGCUCGGGGAGCUUGCGCGUGCGUUUGGCAGCGGGUAAGAGCCGCUGUGCUGGUCGCGUCGAAGUGUUCUAUCAGGGCACAUGGGGCACCGUAUGUGAUGAUGCCUGGGACCUUGGGGAUGCCCAUGUGGUCUGCAGGCAGCUGGGCUGUGGCCAGGCCCUCAGUGCCCCUGGGGGCGCCCACUUCGGAGCAGGAACUGGACGCAUCUGGAUGGAUGAAUUGGGCUGCCUGGGUGAGGAGGCUGCUCUAUGGGCGUGCCAGUCAGGAGGCUGGGGACAACACGACUGUGGGCACAAGGAGGACGCGGGCGUGAUCUGUUCAGAAUUCACCGAUGUGAGGUUGCAGGAACACAGCCAGCCAUGCGCAGGACGCCUGGAAGUUUUCUACAAUGGGACCUGGGGUGGUGUCUGCCAGUCCUUGAGUGCGGCCUCCUUGAGAGUUCUGUGUGGACAGCUGGGCUGUGGGUCCCAAGGGCAGCUGCUGGCCAGGCCAAGGAGCUCCUCCACGCUGGAUACUGUCUGGUUGAAGUCUGUUCAGUGCAGGGACAAGCAUGACAGGUCCCUGUGGCAAUGCCCCUCAGCACCCUGGAGCAGGCAUUCUUGCCUCAGUGGAGAGGAAGCUUGGCUGGUGUGUGCAGAAAAGUCAGAAGUGUCUCAGGACAUGGAGAAGAUUCCCAACUGCUCAUCAACUCUUAGCUGCCCAGAGGAAGGUGCACUUCAUGUGUUUGGGGGCGAGGAUGGCUGCUCUGGACGAGUGGAGCUCUGGCACGGAGGCUCAUGGGGCACAGUCUGCGAUGACUCCUGGGACUUGGCAGAUGCAGAAGUUGUGUGCCGGCAGCUAGGCUGUGGCCCAGCCAUAGCUGCCUUGCAGAAUGCUGCCUUUGGCGCUGGUUCAGGGCCUAUAUGGCUGGAUGAAGUGGGAUGCCGGGGCAGUGAGACAUCUCUGGGAGCCUGCCAGGCCGAACCAUGGGGACAUGGAGACUGUUCUCACAAGGAGGACGCUGGUGUGCGCUGCCUAGGUAUCCCUGGGACCACGGCAUCAGGCAGUGCUCUCGCUCCCCCACCUGUUCCUGAGGUUUGGACCCUGCCUGAGAUCGCCUGCCUGGUCCUUGGCUGCCUCCUCGGCAUAGUCUUUCUGCUCCUGGUUGUCCAGUGGUGUCACAGCAGAGCCAUCAGCGUGGGCUCCAGAGCAACGGGGCAGCUGCCCUCAGAGGCUGUCUAUGAAUAUAUUGAAACAGUUUCUAUGGAUGAAAGAGUGGAGGAGCCAGAAGCAUCCCAGAAUCCCAUGCAGGACGAGGAUUAUGAUGAUGCAGAAGAGCCCAAGGACAGCCCUGAGGAGGCCAGGCACUGUUGAGCCUGAUUGGUGUGUGCCUCUGUUCCCUGAGAUUGCUGUCGUUUCAAGGAUGGUCUUCAGAGCCUUCUGCUGAGUAGAUGUGUAGACUGGACAUGACUCUUCUGAAGGUCCUUUCUGAGUUGUGCACAAUGUCCUUUCAGCACCUGCUUCCUGAUGUCUGUUGGAGAG